AUGUACUACUGUACUACAGAUGUACUACUGUACAUAAUCUGCGAACUCUUCAUGACAUUUUUUAAGAAAGAAAAAAAAGUCACAUACAACCAAGACAAAUGUGGUGUGUUUGCUUUUGCCUCAUUGGUCUUGGGUGGGAAACCCCCCCCCAAACCCUUAAAAAGGAAAUCAACGCUUACAGUGACACUUAAGAUCUUGCUCACCUUGCUGCUGCCACCACUCCAAAUUACAGUUGAGCUGACAGCGAUGAAUCCUGAGGGUUACCCAGCUGAUGCUGUCCCAUUGCAGGCAGGGAGGUAUAAUGUGCCCCCUGGACAGCCUGGAGGACCUUCAGUGGUUCAGUACACCACUGUGAGUGUUCCCAUUGAGCCCCCCAAAGACCACAUCAUUUGGUCCCUCUUCAGCUUUGUCCACUUGAACCCCUGCUGCCUCGGACUGGCAGCUCUCAUCCACUCUAUCAAGGCCAGAGACCGGAAGGCGGUUGGAGAUCUGGAUGGUUCCCGACGCCAUGGCUCCACUGCCCGCUGCCUCAACAUCUGGGCCACAGUUGUGGGUUCCAUCCUGAUCCUCCUCAUGAUUAUUAUGAUCAUUUACAAUUUAAACAGUUACAGUUACAGCAAUAAUUAUCAUUACAGUUAUAAUGGGUAAAUUUCAAAUAGUGUGAGUGCUGUGCUGCUGCUGUGUCUUCAUGAUGCUUGUUUUUUUUUUGUUUGUUUGUUUGUUUUUUUUGCUUUAUGCUAUUGGCACAAUUUGCAACUUUUUAUAUAUUUUUACUUUCUUCCUGAAGCAAGAUUAAUUAGCUUUUUUUGUUGGUCUCAAAUGGAACUCAGCCAUCUUUUCUUGAUGACAAUUUUUAGUCCAGUUUGACAUUUAUGCCAGACUUUGUUAUUAAAUUCAGACUUCCUAUCAGCAAGACCUGUGUCACAGCAGUUUCAUCUGUCAAUAAAAGUUUCUGUUUCAUAA
Messenger RNA from Lates calcarifer (barramundi perch), 963 nucleotides. RefSeq lists its product as uncharacterized. NCBI's taxonomy places the organism in Eukaryota, Metazoa, Chordata, Actinopteri, Centropomidae. Bases 1 to 648 code for a protein of 215 amino acids. Gene Ontology annotation, cellular component: plasma membrane. The transcript is spliced from 2 exons. The record is from RefSeq and is a predicted model, not a curated record.